AAAAAAAAUCGAAAGAAGGGUGUUUGCGUUGUUUGUUUCUGUUGUUUGGAGGAGCUUUUGGAUAUCGCGCAAUCACCCCAACAAACAUCAGCUCCAACUCGCACUCAGGUUCGGACUCAGUGUUUCAAUCGGAACGCAGUAUCCAAGUGCAAAGAAGCUCCUCGUCGUCCGUCGUUUGCUUUUCGCUGUGUGCCCGAUUGUGCGAUUUUUUUUGUUGUGUAAAAAGUGCACUUGUGUGGGAUGUUGAAAUUUUCGUCGUGAGAAGUUCCGAACUGGUGCCAAAUUUGGAUUAUCGGAUUACGUGUAUUGAUUGAUUGGAAUUUUCGAAUUGGAUCGAAUAUCUUGUUCUACGCUUCGAUUCAAGGCCAGUGUUAGAAUAGUGAAAAGGGUGGAAAAGCUGUUUAAACCUGUGGUUGUGUUCUCCGGAGCUGCGUUUUGAUUGUGGUGACCGCCCUUUGGGGAGUCUUAGCAAAACAAAGCCAAAAGAGGGGGCUGAGUAAUACAAGCUGUGAAGGAAAAUAUAUAUAAGCGAAUUGAAUAGUGAUAACGAUUUUAUAUUGUAUCUCUGGAUAUCAAACAUUGAAGUGUUGCAGUUGGAUAAGAAUCGUCCCAUAAGGAAUGGAGGAUUUCACUCCUUUGAUCAAUCUACAGCAGCUUUGAAUAUAAGACUCUAGCAGGAUUUGCUCUCUUCCGCUCAAGUGCAAGUAUAGCAGUAUUAUCAUCGCAAAAAAAGAAGACAUAAAACGGAUACAAGAUAAUUGCCCCCUUGUAAAAGAAUCGGUACGGCAGAAAGCAAAAAAAAAGCGUGAUUAAUCCCAGAACCCGUAAAUCUUUCCACAUCCGAUAUUGGACCGAAGUCGUCGUUGGCUAUAAGAGGGACGAGAAAAGCGAGUUUUCCGUGCAACAGUUUCGCUUCCGGUUCUCGAAGGAUGAAAAACGAGCGAGAACCAUUGCUAAGCACCUCAGACAACUCGUUCGACGCGACGAACAAUGAGCACCAGCACCUGCUAGCGCGGCCCGAUCUGCGCAGCUCUCCGGAGAAUAUGAUCGUCGAUGUUGGCAACGAUAACGACAGCCUUUCGCAGACGGCCUCCAAGGAAGAUCCGGCCUAUGGUUCGGCGAGUGACGCGUACGAUCCCUCGAUGCACCGAACGUUGGAACAUCCCACCACCAAUAUGGACACGAUGAUUCACCUGCUCAAAGGAAACAUCGGAACCGGAAUCCUAGCGAUGCCGGAUGCCUUCAAGAAUGCCGGACUGUACGUGGGCCUGUUCGGGACACUGCUGAUGGGUGCGAUCUGCACCCACUGUAUGCACAUGUUGGUCAGGUGUUCGCACGAACUCUGUCGACGGUUACAGGUCCCCUCGCUGAACUUUGCCGAAGUUUGCUCUAGGUCUUUUGAAACGGGACCGAUUGGCCUGCGACGGUAUUCGAAUCUUGCAAGGACACUGGUUAAUAUGUUCCUGGUGAUUACUCAACUAGGCUUCUGUUGUGUGUAUUUCGUAUUCGUGGCUGCAAAUCUAAAGGAAGUAGUCGCACACUACUUUUUCGACCUGGAUACUAGGGUCUACCUGCUGCUGAUGUUGGUCCCCAUGGUGCUACUGAAUCUAGUUAAGAACCUGAAGUUCCUUACGCCAGUCUCGUUGGUUGCGGCUUGCCUGACUGUGGCAGGUCUCGCGUGUACAUUCUACUUCGUUCUACAGGAUCUACCCAAUACGCAUACGGUGAAACCUUUCGCUUCCUGGGCACAAUUGCCGCUGUAUUUCGGAACGGCUGUGUACGCAUUUGAAGGAAUCGGAAUUGUUCUGCCGCUGGAGAACAACAUGAAAACUCCGGAAGAUUUCGGUGGUUGGACUGGAGUACUGAAUACAGGAAUGGUUAUCGUGGCCUGCCUUUAUACGGCCGUUGGGUUUUUCGGAUAUCUGAAGUACGGUGAAGGCGUACAAGGCAGCAUCACACUGAAUUUGCCGGGAGAUCAGUUCAUUGCCCAACUGGUCCGGAUUAUGAUGGCGCUGGCCAUCUUCUUCUCCUACGGUCUACAGUUUUACGUGCCCAUCUCGAUCCUGAACCCCUCGAUCAAACGACGCCUUCACUCCGAACAGGCCCAACUAAUCGGUGAGUAUUUGCUGCGGGUCGGGUUGGUUGUGUUUACCUUCCUGCUGGCGGCCAUGAUUCCCAAUCUGGGAGCGGUCAUCUCACUGGUCGGAGCCGUGAGCAGUUCCACGCUGGCACUGAUCUUCCCGCCGUUGAUCGAGAUCAUUACUUUCUGGCCGGACGGCCUCGGCAAGAACUACUGGGUUCUGUGGAAGGACAUUGCGAUCAUGACUUUCGGCAUCUGUGGGUUUGUGUUCGGGACGUAUACCAGCGUGGCGCAGAUCAUCAAUCCGGAUUUACACUAAGCUGUGAGGGAUGGGAAAGGCGCGUUACAGGCGGUUAGAUUUCUAAGCUUUUUUAAAACUGCAGGAGAGAUUGUACAAUACCUACAAAGUGAAACAAAAAAUUGAGGAAACCAGCGAAAAGUGUGAAACGAAGGAAGAUCUUAAGCACCAAAUGGUGUGUGAUUUGAAAAUAACAAGGUUUUAGUUUUAGCCGUAUGAUAGCCAUCACAUUUGAUCCUAGCUUUAGGGGUACUGAACGAGGCAAAGUGUAUUCUAGAGAGGUAUGGCAUAUGAGGAAGGCGUAUUAGCUAUAUUUAGUGCACUAUUGGAUUAUAGUGCCAAAAUCGAGAAAGGAAUAGACGAGUGGAGAGCAUGCGUACGUAGUUACUGUAGGUGUAAACUUUUUGCGGUGUAGAAUUGUGUUAACUUUGGAUGUUCCGAAGGCCAAAAUGAUGCUACUCUCGAUCAUAGCAAGGGUAGCAAAGUUAACGUGAUUAAAUGUGAGUUACUUUAGUUUAGAACAUUAGCUUGUAAGAGUCGCCCGUAAUCGUAAGCUAAAAUGUGCAUUUUUUUCUAACUACUCGAUCCAAGUCAUGGAACUUUCUGUAAUAUAUGUGUUUCUUAAGAAAGGAAUAAUUUUGUUUUGGAGUGGUACUGGGGGUUGAUUAAUUCGGUUGAAUGAGUCAAAUGCAUGGAUUAAUCCCAACCACGUUUUGUGUCAAAAUUGUUCAUUCAAAAUUUAAUUAUUUGUUGUAAAUUCAUAUGUUUUAUGUUUAAAUUCAUUUGGAUUAUACUAUUCUCUUUUCUUCAAGAUUUUCACUCCUUCAGCUCUUCGAGAUUCUUCUGAAACAUUUCUCUAUUAUUGAAAGUUUUUUUAUUAUUACUUCUUCUUAUUUACAUACAAAUGACUGCUACUUGUCGAAUUGACAACAUGAAAAAAACUAAGAUUUUGCGAAUCAUUUGAAUGUCUACUCUUUUGACCGAAUUAAUCGUCACAUAUUAUGCAACCAACAGCACAAGUUGACAAAAUCCUCGGUAAGUUCGGAUGCAAAAUAAAUAAUAAAAAAAUACAUCGCAAUCUGGUAUCAGAGUGAUAAUAGUCCUAAUUUGUGUAUAAUCAUAUGUUAAGUAACGCAUUAACUCCCGAUGUAAUGAAACGUUACUUAUCAAGUAAUAUUAUAGCAUGACAAUAAUCUAUAUUAUAGUAUCAGCAUUAGCUAUGGUUCGAAAAGUAUUUAGUGUGUAUUCGAUCAUAAAACGAAAAAAUGCCAUCGGCAUCAAUCCAUUUUGUUAAGUUUCCAAAUGUAUCGUACUAUCUUCCAUCGUAUCUCCUCGGCGAAUUGGAUUCGGACUGUGAAUUGCAUUAAAAUGCCUAAUUUAAACCAAUACCAGCGAGAGAGGAGGCUGAGCUAUGAAAUCGAAAAAAGGAGGGAACACACCUUCAGAAACGAAAUCAAAAAACUAGUGAAUCUGUUACUACGUUAUAUCUUUAAAUCUUGCAUAUUAGUUACUUCUACUGUAUUAUGACAACGCGAAGACAAUAAAGCAUCGCUGUUCUUUCCACCUACCGACCUAUUCCCUUCAGUUGGAAGUAUAUCCACUCUUGAAUCAUCGUUUUCAGUUAUGGACGUGUGAUAUAGGUUUAAAACAAAAAAGUAAGAAACUAUUCAAAUUACCUAGGUAGUUCUGUUUUGUAGAAAAUUUAAUCACUCGAAAGUCAUUCCAAUACACGGAAUCGUAAAUUAACCUAAGCAACGAAGCUCAAACAGUAGAUGUUGAGUGUCGUAUCAGUUUACAGUAUACACGGCUACCAGCAUACAUCCUUAUCCGAUAUUAGCGUGUUCAGUGUUUUUUGUGUUAUCAACCUGCAAGAUGAAGGAAAGUUUCGGUGGAUUAAAACUGACAUGUAAAAUAUAUACCCAAUUGAUGCAUCAUGAUAACACUUCUAAUAACCAAGCAGACUAAAGCAACUAAAGGAUAAUAAAUUAUACAAAACCAAAACAUUAGAGGGAAUUGACAUUGCAAGAAACCAAGCAUAUUUUUACUAAUA
Messenger RNA from Aedes aegypti (yellow fever mosquito), 4428 nucleotides. Its product is annotated as proton-coupled amino acid transporter-like protein CG1139. Lineage: Eukaryota; Metazoa; Arthropoda; Insecta; Diptera; Culicidae. Gene Ontology annotation, molecular function: amino acid transmembrane transporter activity. The record is from RefSeq and is a predicted model, not a curated record. Gene Ontology annotation, biological process: amino acid transmembrane transport. Bases 930 to 2399 code for a protein of 489 amino acids. The transcript has 5 exons. Gene Ontology annotation, cellular component: vacuolar membrane.